This is a messenger RNA of Chenopodium quinoa (quinoa), 3300 nucleotides long. RefSeq lists its product as uncharacterized. The transcript has 4 exons. The record is from RefSeq and is a predicted model, not a curated record. NCBI's taxonomy places the organism in Eukaryota, Viridiplantae, Streptophyta, Magnoliopsida, Caryophyllales, Amaranthaceae. Bases 1 to 3300 code for a protein of 1099 amino acids.
AUGGAUAUGUUGGAUGUUCAAGAGAGGUUAGAGUGGAUGAGGUGUGCUAAUAGGACAUACAACUUAUACAUAAAAGGGGUUAAUUCAUUUCUUGAGUUUGCUUUUCGUGACUUAGCAUCAAAUAGUGAUAUAGGAGAGGAGGAUAAGAAGGUACCUUGCCCUUGUAAUCGUUGCAACAAUGUUCAACAUAAAACAAGGGACGAAAUAUAUAGUGACUUGUUGGUGAAUGGAAUUGUGCAAGGGUAUGUUCGCUGGAUUUAUCAUGGAGAAUACAAGCCGCCACAAAAAAAAAGUAGAAAUGAUUUGGGAGAAAGUGCUAAUGAUGAUAUAUUUAGGAUGAUCCAUGACAGGUUUAGUCCUGGAGUCUCAAAUGAUGAGAUAGAUGACAAGUGCGAUGAGGAGCAACAGGGUUCUGAGUUUGAUUAUCCUAGAUUUACUAAGCAUCCAAAUGAGGCAAACAUGUAUGAAAAUUUGAUGAGAGAUGCUCAACAAACUUACCCUGGUUGUGACAAAUUCUCCAAAUUGUCAUUCAUUUUAAAGCUAUUCCAAAUCAAAUGUAUGGAUGGCAUGACUAACAAAGCUUUUACUAAUAUGCUUCAAUUGUUCAAGAAUGCUUUGCCUGAAUGUGCUGAUUUGCCUUCGAAUUAUUAUGAAGCACGUAAGAUGAUUGCUGAUCUUGGUUUCGACUAUAAAAAAAUAGAAGCAUGUGAAAAUGAUUGUAUGUUAUUUUGGAAAGAAAAUGCUAACCUUGAAAAGUGUUCCAUAUGUGAUACUAAGCGCAAUAGAGCUUCUCCAAAAGUACUACGCUAUUUCCCACUAGUUCCAAUGUUGCAAAGGUUGUUUAUGUCAUCUAAAACAGCAAGUGAGAUGAGAUGGCAUUCUGAUAAACGCGAAGAUGAUGGAGUCCUUAAACACCCGACAGAUUGUCAAGCUUGGAAGCAUUUUGAUAAAGAACAUCCUUCUUUUUCUGCAGAGAUACGUAAUGUAAGGCUGGGUUUAGCAAGUGAUGGGUUCAAUCCAUUUGGCGGGCUUAGAAGUGACUAUAGUAUAUGGCCAGUAGUGCUUGUUGUGUACAAUCUUCCUCCAUGGAUGUGUAUGAAACAACCUUACACAAUACUAUCUUUGUUAAUUCCAGGGAAAAGUGGACCUGGAAAUAACAUUGAUAUAUACUUGCAACCAUUAAUUGAGGAGCUAAAAGAAUUGUGGAAAAAUGGAGCCAAGACUUAUGAUGCUUCAAAGGAUUCGUACUUUCAAAUGCGUGCUGCAUUAUUAUGGACCAUAAAUGAUUUUCCAUCUGGGUGGUCUACCAAAGGCUAUAAAGCAUGUCCAUAUUGUAUGAAGGAAACUAGUUCUAUUCGACUACCAAAUUUGGGAAAAUGUUGUUACAUGGAUAAUCGUCGAUUUCUUCCUACCGAUCAUAAAUGGAGAGAUAACAAAUCUUUUAAUGGAAAAGUAGAAACAAGAGGUCCUCCUAAACAUCUAUCUUCGAAUGAGAUUUUAGAGCAACUUAGAGAUCUUGAAGACAUGAAAUUAGGAAAAACAAUGAAAUUGCCAAAGAGAGAUGAUAAUUGGAUAAAGAAAAGUAUUUUUUUUGAAUUGCCUUAUUGGAGUACCCUUUUGCUUCGACACAAUCUUGAUGUCAUGCAUAUUGAAAAAAAUGUACUUGACAAUAUUCUCGGUACUUUGCUGGAUAUUGAUGGGAAGUCAAAAGAUAAUUUAAAGGCUAGACAUGAUCUAAAGCAUUUUAAGGUUAUGAAGUAUCUUGCUCCUAUAUUAAAAAAUAGAAAGUGGCAUAUUCCUCCAGGACUUUACACCUUGUCUAAGGCACAAAAAGAAAAGGUGUGUAAGUUUUUAGAGACUUUGAAGAUUCCUGAUGGAUAUUCUUCUAACAUUUCAAAAUGCAUAAACCUUGACAAGUGUAAAAUAUAUGGUCUAAAAACUCAUGAUUGCCAUGUGCUUAUGGAACAAUUAUUUCCACUUGCAAUUCGUGGGGUAUCCUUACCCAAAGUGAACGAUGUGAUAGUGAAAUUAAGUACAUUUUUCAAGGACCUGUGCUCUAAAACAUUGAAAGUGAAAGAUGUAGAAAAUCUUGAAUGUGAAAUUGUGCUUAUUUUGUGUGAAAUGGAGAAGAUUUUUCUUCCAUCAUUUUUCACUAUCAUGGUCCACUUGUGUGUCCACCUAGCUACUGAAGCAAAAAUUGGUGGACCGGUACAAUAUCGUUGGAUGUAUCCAAUAGAAAGGCUCCUACGUAGAUUUAAAUGUUAUGUUCGAAAUAAGAGUAGGCCGGAGGGUUCCAUCGCGGAAGGUUACAACAUUGAGGAGUGCAUGUACUUUUGUUCAAAGUACUUGCAUGAAAUUGAGACCAAAUUUAAUCAACCCGAGAGGAAUGAUGAUGCGGGAAAUAAUGACUACGAAGGUAUAUCAAUUUUCGCAUCAUCGGGUAUUCCUUUGGGAAAGGCUAAAAGUAGCGAAUAUGAAGAUAGCACAUCUAACAAAAAUUUAGUGGAUUGGUUUCGUGAUCGGGUUAUGGAUCUGCCUAAUGAAGGCAAUGAUCAAGUCGUAAACGAUUUGAAAACUUUGGCUUUAGGUCCUUUGAAAGGUGUUUUGUGUUUAAAUGGAAUUCUUGCAAAUGGAUUUAGAUUUCACACAAGGGAUAUAGAAAUGAAUAGGGUACACCAAAAUAGUGGAGCUAUGGUCAAGGGCGUUGUUGGGAAUACAGAAAAAGAUUAUUGUGGGAUCCUCACUGAGAUACUUGAGAUACAAUAUUUGGAUGGAAAACGUGUGGUGUUGUUUCGUUGUGAUUGGUGGGAUGUUCAUAGGGUUGGAAGAGGUGUUAAGGUUGACAAGCAUGGCAAUGUGAGUGUCAAUAGUCAUUGUUCAUUGCGUACCAAAGAACCCUUUGUGCUCAUGUCUCAAGCUCAACAAGUAUUCUAUGUUAGUGAUGGACUUUAUCAUGAUUGGCUUGUUAUUGUAAAGACCCAUCCAAGGCAUCACUAUAAUGUUCUAGAAAAGGAAGUUAUUGAAAGUGAUGAGGAUGCAUUACAACAACUACAACCAAUGAUGGCUGAAGGCCCUCAUGUCUUAAGCACAAUUAAUUUAGAGGAGACUCAUGAUCCACCUUUUGAAAUAAGUGAUGAUGUUGGUGAAAUCGUCAUAGAUGCCACUGAGGAAAAUCAACCCAAAGAUUUCAGUUCUGAAGAAAAUGAACAAUUUGAUGAUGACGAUUUACUAGAGGAUGAUGAAGAUGAUAGUGAGAGUGACCAAGAGAGUGAUAAUGAUGAUGAUAUUGAUCUUGCUUGA